Desarmillaria tabescens is the source of this 663-nucleotide messenger RNA. RefSeq lists its product as uncharacterized. The transcript has 6 exons. Lineage: Eukaryota; Fungi; Basidiomycota; Agaricomycetes; Agaricales; Physalacriaceae. The record is from RefSeq and is a predicted model, not a curated record. The coding region runs from base 1 to 663 and encodes 220 amino acids.
AUGCUUUCCCUUGUCCCUUCGCUCACUUUUAAUAAACCAGUCAAGCCGUUCGGAGAUCAAUCCAAGGACCUCGACCAACGCUGGCUCGCUGCCUCCAACCAUGUCUCUGCAGCAGAUAUCCGUUUACUCUUUUUCAAGCUCAUCUACUUCACCCCGACCAUCAGGCCUCAGGGGUGGGAUCAAGAAGGGAUUUCCGCCAACACGUGUUCUCGCACCUUACAAAGCGAGGAGACAGUAGUGAAUAGCACAGCCACGUGGGCGGAGCGCCGGCUGGCAACCGAGCCUAUCGGUUUAGCCCGCCCCGGAUCUCUCAAGUUAACGAACAUAGCACCGUAUAAACUGCCCUGCCUGAUCGCCUCUGAGCCUAUAACAGGACAGCCUGUUCAAAUUCUCGCCAUGUUGAGCUACAACCACUAUGAAUACCAUUACAACACAUACCCCACGGCUGUCGCAUCUGAUAGAUGUGUGCCCGUUUCAAAUCCGCUCCUCUCUCAUGAGAGCUACUAUGUUCCUAAUGGAUAUGUCGACGAGUGCGGGAUAUCUAGCUCACAGCCCGUCCCUUCUGUAAAGCCCAAUACAGCAUUCCCUCAGCAAACACCUUUCGCACCUUCCCAAGUGCAAUACCAGGCCUACGAAUAUAGUCUUACAAACAUCUGUAGCUAA